CAUUCUGCUUCCCCGGAGCGGAAUGAAUCAGAGAGCAGGAUUAGAGUCCGACACCAGCUAUCAGAGGAGCGUAGAUAAAAGGAACUCCUUCUUAAGCACCACUGCAGCAGCCCUUGUUAAUUUUUUUUUUUCUUUUUUCUUUUCCACACAACAGUUGUGCCUCAUUAUCCGGUGCCUGGCUCGAUUUUUUUUUUUUUUUUUUUUUUUUUUGAGGGUUUGAAGUUUCCGUGUUUCAGUGACUGUUACAGAAGAAGAGCUGUUAGUGUUGCCAUGAGGUCUUGAUUAUCUGCAUUUAUGAAUGAAACUGACCUAAAUCACCUGUUACCUCCAGUUUCCAGAUUGUUUGAACUUCUCUGGCUGCACAAUACCGGAGAAAAGACCGAAGCGGCAUAGGACCUACAGCGUCUGCAGCAUGGGCUGGCUCACUAGGAUUGUCUGCCUUUUCUGGGGAGUAUUACUUACAGCAAAAGCAAACUAUCAGAACGGGAAGAACAAUGUGCCAAGGCUGAAAUUGUCCUAUAAAGAAAUGUUGGAAUCCAACAAUGUGAUUACUUUCAAUGGCUUGGCCAACAGCUCCAGUUAUCAUACCUUCCUUUUGGAUGAGGAACGGAGUAGACUGUAUGUUGGAGCAAAGGACCACAUAUUUUCAUUCAGCCUGGUUAAUAUCAAGGAUUUUCAGAAGAUUGUGUGGCCAGUUUCUUACACAAGAAGAGAUGAAUGCAAGUGGGCUGGAAAAGAUAUCCUGAAAGAAUGUGCUAAUUUCAUCAAAGUGCUUAAGGCUUAUAAUCAGACUCAUUUGUACGCCUGUGGAACGGGGGCUUUUCAUCCAAUUUGCACCUACAUUGAAAUUGGACAUCAUCCUGAGGAUAAUAUUUUUAAACUGGAAGAUUCACAUUUUGAAAAUGGCCGUGGGAAGAGUCCAUACGACCCUAAGCUACUGACAGCAUCUCUUUUAAUAGAUGGAGAAUUAUACUCUGGCACUGCAGCUGACUUUAUGGGGCGAGACUUUGCUAUCUUCCGAACUCUCGGGCACCACCAUCCCAUCAGAACAGAGCAGCACGAUUCCAGGUGGCUGAAUGAUCCAAGAUUCAUUAGUGCCCACCUCAUCCCAGAGAGUGACAACCCUGAAGAUGACAAAGUAUAUUUUUUCUUCCGUGAAAAUGCAAUAGAUGGAGAGCAUUCUGGAAAAGCCACUCAUGCUAGAAUAGGUCAGAUAUGCAAGAAUGACUUUGGGGGCCACAGAAGUCUGGUGAAUAAAUGGACAACAUUCCUCAAAGCUCGUCUGAUUUGCUCAGUGCCAGGUCCAAAUGGCAUUGACACUCAUUUUGAUGAAUUACAGGAUGUAUUCCUAAUGAAUUCUAAGGAUCCUAAAAAUCCAAUCGUAUAUGGAGUAUUCACAACUUCCAGUAACAUCUUCAAGGGAUCAGCAGUGUGUAUGUACAGCAUGAGUGACGUGAGAAGGGUGUUCCUUGGUCCCUAUGCCCACAGGGAUGGUCCUAACUAUCAGUGGGUGCCUUAUCAAGGAAGAGUCCCCUACCCACGACCAGGAACUUGUCCCAGUAAAACAUUUGGUGGAUUUGACUCUACAAAGGACCUCCCUGAUGAUGUUAUAACAUUUGCAAGAAGUCAUCCAGCCAUGUACAAUCCAGUGUUUCCUAUUAAUAACCGCCCAAUAAUGAUCAAAACAGAUGUAAAUUAUCAGUUCACACAAAUUGUAGUAGAUCGUGUGGAUGCAGAAGACGGCCAAUAUGAUGUCAUGUUUAUUGGAACAGAUGUUGGAACCGUUCUUAAAGUAGUUUCAAUUCCUAAGGAGACUUGGCAUGAUUUAGAAGAAGUUUUGCUGGAAGAAAUGACAGUUUUUCGGGAGCCAAUUACUAUUUCAGCAAUGGAGCUUUCUACAAAACAGCAACAACUGUAUAUUGGUUCGACUGCUGGGGUAACCCAACUUCCUUUACACAGAUGUGAUAUUUAUGGGAAAGCCUGUGCCGAGUGCUGCCUCGCCAGGGACCCGUACUGUGCCUGGGACGGGUCUUCAUGUUCUCGCUAUUUUCCUACUGCAAAGAGACGCACAAGACGACAAGAUAUAAGAAAUGGCGACCCACUGACACAGUGUUCAGACUUACAACACCAUGAUAAUCACCAUAGCCACAGCCUUGAAGAAAGAAUCAUCUAUGGGGUAGAAAACAGUAGCACAUUCCUGGAGUGCAGUCCGAAGUCACAGCGGGCUCUGGUCUACUGGCAAUUCCAAAGGAGAAAUGAAGAGCGGAAAGAAGAGAUCAGAGUGGAUGAUCAAAUCAUCAGGACAGAACAAGGAUUGCUAUUGCGGAGCCUACAGCGGAAAAAUUCGGGCAACUACUUGUGUCAUGCUAUAGAACAUGGAUUCAUUCAAACUCUUCUUAAAGUGACAUUGGAAGUCAUCGACACAGAGCAUUUAGAAGAACUACUUCAGAAAGAUGAUGAUGGAGAUGGCGCUAAGACCAAAGAGAUAUCCAACAGCAUGACUCCUAGUCAGAAAGUCUGGUACAGAGACUUCAUGCAGCUCAUUAACCACCCCAACCUGAACACAAUGGAUGAGUUCUGUGAACAAGUUUGGAAAAGGGACCGAAAACAACGUCGGCAAAGACCUGGACAUAGCCAAGGGAGCAAUAAUAAAUGGAAGCACUUACAGGAAAAUAAGAAAGGUAGAAACAGGAGGACCCACGAGUUUGAGAGGGCACCCAGGAGUGUCUGAGCUGCAUUACCGUUAGAAACCUCAAACAAGUAGAAACUUGCUUAGACAAUAACUGGAAAAAAUGCAAUAUACAUGAGCUUUUUCAUGGCAUUAUGUGGAUGUUUACAAUGGUGGGAAAUUCAGCUGAGUUCCACCAAUUAUAAAUUAAGUCCAUGAGUAACUUUCCUAACAGGCUUUCUUCCUAAUACCAACACCUAAUAGAGGUCACAGGUAAAUGCAGAUGUUCACUCUAGCUGACUUAAUAUUUCCUAUGAGAUUUCAUUGUACAGGUUUCACUUUCUUUUUUGCCUGAGAAAUAAAAAUGUCAUUUGCCAUAUUGUCAUCUAAAGAAGAAAAACUGCAUCAGCAAAGCCAUUUUAUUGAACUAAAAGUUUAAAAUAAACUGCAUGGAUUUACUACACUGAUGAAUAUUCCAAAAUGUGGUUGGAUUCAAGGAUAUUUUUUGUCUACCAGCACUCUUGUUUAUAUGUACUGGAGGAGUAAAAUGAUACUGAAUGAAAUGGUCUGUGGAAAUAU
Chrysochloris asiatica (Cape golden mole) is the source of this 3247-nucleotide messenger RNA. RefSeq names its product sema domain, immunoglobulin domain (Ig), short basic domain, secreted, (semaphorin) 3A (gene SEMA3A). The record is from RefSeq and is a predicted model, not a curated record. Bases 413 to 2731 code for a protein of 772 amino acids. Gene Ontology annotation, biological process: negative chemotaxis; semaphorin-plexin signaling pathway; neural crest cell migration. Gene Ontology annotation, molecular function: semaphorin receptor binding; neuropilin binding; chemorepellent activity. The transcript is spliced from 17 exons. Lineage: Eukaryota; Metazoa; Chordata; Mammalia; Afrosoricida; Chrysochloridae.